CUUUUUGAUCCCAACACCAAAAAUCUUCGAAAUCGUAGUUAUAGGCGGCGAAUGAGUAGGAAUGAAAAAAUUAUUCUUCCACAGGAGAUGAGAUUUCAAGUUGAAAGCUUCAGCAGCGAACAAGGAGCUCAAUGCUGUUGAGAAGCAAAAAGAAAAUCUUCGAUUGAAAUAAAAGUGUUAUCUCCACCACGCCAGAACGAAGAUGGUAACUAACCGCGACCGCGGCCCCGAUGGCGAUCUUGUCGGGGAUUGAUGAUAGGAAAACUACGCGUAAUUAUUUCAUCAUCCUUGUUCUCUACGUCGGGUGUUGAAGUAGACCCUGCACGAUUUCUACUACAUCAUCGACAAGACUGCUGCACCAACUGCAAUUCUUCAUGAGAUAGUGAAGAUCGAAGGAGAACAACAUCACGGGCGAUGAUGUCCUCCUCGGUGUUUUCGACCUCGCCGACACUGUCUUCACAGGAUAGAAGCACCAGUAGUUCUUCUUCUGCCGUCGACAAACCAACCACGAACCACCGGAAUAUGUAUUGCAAAAGUAUCGUACUCGUAUAAAUGCAUUACAAAUUUCCUCAGCAUGAGAAGUAGAAUUUGUAAUGCGGAUUUACCCCGAGAAAAAAAAAUUGUAAAUGCAUGAUUGCAAUACGAGUACGAUACUUUUGCACAGGAUGCGGAAGAGGAAACGGCGAAAGCGGAAAACGAGCUAUCAACUGCAAACAUGUCUGGGUCUGGAGACUUGUAAUGCUGCGUUGGGAAUAGUGACUGCUCUGUAAUGCACAGACAAGCAUGAGAAAUAUCUGCGCUCCUUCUUUGUGUAUGCGUUUUUCGCAUGACAAACUGUGUUUUAUUUGCAUGACAGGCAAAAGGGUCUCUUCUUGGACACGCAUCACAAACUUUUUGGUCAACAUGCCAGACAAGCAUGACAAAUCUCGCAAUGUUCCAGACCCAGACAUUUUUGCAUUUGAUACGAGCGACCUGUGCACGAUGACGUUCUUGUCCUCUCCUGGUGGAGUAGUACAUCAGAUAUCGAGCGGUUUCGCGCGACGUUUUUUCUGCUCUUCUACCGCCACACGAAUAAAGAGAAGCAAAACUUCCGGGAAGAUUGUAGAACUUGCGGAGAGAAGGAAAACCAUUUCCGGAGGACCACGACCGGUGAAUAAAAUUGUCUUCUCCAGCAGCGCGACGCGUGGCCGCGGGGGUGCUGGCGUUUUAGUAGGGAAAUUGAGGACGACCACCACGACGAACAACGACUACCGUUUUUCCAUACUUUUAUUCCUCUUCGUCGUUAAUAUCACUCUGUUCUGCGGCAAUCGCAUUUUCGUGGUUCACGAUCAGGAGAUAAGACGGAACAACUACAACUUAUGGGAGUGUCAGGAUUAGAAUCGACAAAGUUGAAAUAAUCUGUGAUGCAUAAAAUGCAUGACGCAAGGCACGUGUGUUGCAGUGCAGGCAAGUGAGGCCGAUUGUGAGCCUGUUUGGGGUUAGAGCUCGAGCUGCUAAAGUAGCAUGAGAAAAUCAGUCGUCUUUGCCUAAACAGCAUGACAAACUGGAUUUACGCACCACCAAAACUUGUCAUGCGGCACUUACAAACUGGGUUCCAACUGGCAUCCAUUCCAUGCAUGACAAAUCAUUUCAACUCUGACGAUUUCAGUCCUGACGCUGCCAUACAACUUCUGCUGUCACGUGGCAACCGCCGUGAAGGUCGUGCAGCGGGAAAACCUGGACAACAAGAUAGAAGAAGCGGAAGAAAUGCAAAACGAACAGGCGUAUCAAAUGCAAAUAUGUCUGCGUCUGGAAGGAUGCGAACUUGUGAUGCGGCAUCUGGAUUGUACAAAAAUCUGUAUUGCAUCAUGAACAGCAAAAGAGGUCCAGUUUAUUUUGCCAUUGCGAGGGGGCAUUUCUCAUGCGGUCUAGGCAUCAGAAAGGCCUCACAAGAUCUGUGAUGCUAGGGCAUGCAUCACAGAUCGAUCAGGACUCAUGCAAAAUGUGCUGUAUGACAAACUUUGCAUCCUUCCAGACCCAGACAUAUUUGCAAUCCAUAAGGCGGGUCGUGUAGAAGAAAAAGAGCAACAACAGAAGACACUGAAAGCACAGGUCGCUACCGGUGAAGCAAAAAGCGGUGCCGCGAGUAAGGAAAGCAAGCGUCGCACUGGCCGUCAGUCAGUAGGUACAGGAACAACUACCGACCACGCUAUUCCAAAGAAAAAAGUGUUAAUGCUACACAUUUUCAUUUUCUGUAGUCAAUUCAGCAAGAACACAAACUUGGUCUGAAUGUCAAGAAAACUUGUGGUAGUGGAGGUAGUGCGCAGUCUAUAAUAAAGACAAUGGGGAAACUACACGCAUAAAGAUAAAACCAAGCUUCUAUGCAUAUCCGGCAUGACAGGGCUGUCUGUCUCUUCGAGGCUAACGCAAUGUAUAACUGUAUUAAUAACGCAUUUUUCUUUGCAUACACACGGAUCUGUUUGAAGUACUCGAAGGCCUGGUGAACGACCACAUCGCAGGGCUUCCCGACAAUCCCCCCAUAAUUAAUUCAGCCACACUCGACGAGUACAUAGACCAACUUGGUGCCGAUAAAGAAGACAACAUGAAAGCCGUUCUGCAAGCGACGAUGGCCACAAUGGACGACCGACCGGACCACGACUUUCACUACUACGAAUCGGCUUCCAAUAACGAACUUGACCACAUCCAUGACAUGACGACCCCCGGAGAUUGGGCAAACCACUAUGAAAACCAUCCGCAAUCCAAUGCAGACACGGAGGAGAAGAUUAAAACGCUUUACAUAUCCAAUGCAAAUUCUGGACCAGGAAAACAGGUUUCUGUUGUACUUGUAACCAACACCAAGAGAGUUCGUAGUUGUGUUAUCGGAUAACACUAGGCUGCGCCAGAGAACGCGAGUUUUUUUUCCAAAAGAACAUGUCUGAUCCUGUUUCUGAUAUCUAUGUAUUCCAUGCGACGAAAUGUGCAUGCCAUAAUCAUCUUCCGAUCGCUACCGCGAUCAUGUGACUUGAAAAAGAUUUAAGUAGCGACCCCUCUUCCUCUUGCAACUAUGCGAUUCCGAUUGCGAUGCUACAACCCCGGUUCGCCAGGCGACAAAAACAGGAUCUCCAUAGUACAAUGGAAUCAUGCUUAAACGUGAAGUUUUGUUGUUUGCAAUGGAUACAAAAAGGCUAGCGCACCAGCGGGUAUGGACUGCUCAGGCGUCACAAUCUCAACUGCUCCAAUGGAGUCUGCAACUGGAUUGUGUCUUCUAUGAACUACAAAAUGCAGAGUAUGCAAAGCCUUCCGUAUAGCUUUGCAAUAGAAAUUGAGAUUUGACCACCAUGCAUAAUUCUAUGGACUGCUGUUUUUGGGUUUCAGAACUUGUCAUGCGCAUCCCUUUGUUUGAGGAUUUGUUAUUGUUUCGUCAGACCCACAUCAUGCCAUUGUUACAUUUUUACUACAACAAGUCCGCUCCGUCCUGUGAUCAUUCCCACAGUCGAAAGUGUAGCCCCUGAGCUGGCCAUAACGCGUCGCCACCCGAUCCCAUCAGAAUCACUUCUAUCGGCAGGACAGUCGGGCUCUCAAUCGCUGAUCGACCGGAUGGUAUCCACAGCAGGUUUACCCGAACCAUCUUCCCCAAUCGAAGAGGACAACGAUGUGGAAACGUACUACAAGCAAUUGGGGUCAGCACGAAAUAAAGCCGCGUUUGCGACGAUGCUGAACGACUGGCUAGACAAUUUGGAUCCCGCAACUUACGUAUCGCACGAGAAAAUUCGUGCGCCAAAGUGGUGACUUUGCAGGAUUCGCUCUGGACGUGUGCGGGUGCCCCGUCUGUUUCGCAUGACAAAGAACACGAAGAUCUGCUAUAAUAAAUAUGUCCGUAGAUUAUGCUUCGUGAAGACGAACGUCAAGAGCAGAUUUUCAUUGACGAAAAAAAUAGCACGACAAAAAGUCCGGUGCAGCCAUUGUAUGUUUUUCUCUAGUACGGUGAUGCAGUUUUUUUUUCUCGUGAUAGGAUGAUGGCACUCCCGACGUCGACGUCGACCCGGGCCUCCUGCCGAAAACAACAAAGAAUGGUGAUCAACUUUUCAGUGUGCAAGAGUGGUCAUAUUUGUUUCUCGAGAAAUCUCCCGAACGCCGGGAAGCACUCUUCAACGAUGCCGUGGCGCACGUGCAAAACGGUGAAGUAACCGGCGGUGCAGCUCAGCUAAAUCUGUACGAAUACCCGACGGAUUCGGAUUUUGGCGUCGCCCUCGAAGGCAUGGCGGUCUCCGCGGGGCUCCCCGCUCCCGACUCGAAUAAUAUCGUGUCCAAAAACGUCGUCAGCCCAUACUGGAGGUCAUGCUGAUUAUCAUGCCAAGCUCGUGUGUGAUACGCAGCCCCACGCGAAGCAUUUCGUAAUUUCGUAGUCUAUCAAUGGUUCUUCUUCAUGUAGAAUAUAAAGAAUUUUUCGUCAUGUUUUGAUCACUCAGGACAGGAAGUUGUAGUUGGCUGAGUGAACGUGAAGAUCCUAAAAAAGAUCAUGCGACUCACGCUUGUCUUUGUCGUGGGUUACCGUUUUUUUUAUCUAAUUAUCUACUUCGCUGCGCUGUCGGACAGCAGAAAUGAAGCUCAGCCACAUUUAACCAUGUGACAGUGGGGCGGGAAGCGUUUUUGAGCAGGAUAGGUUAACCCCUCGACUCCCCUGCCAAUGUGAAAGAAUACUACAACACCCUCCUAUCCUCGUCGGCUGGUCGGGCGGACGCGUUCGCGACGUUGCUUAACGACUACCUGGACGUAGGAAGGAAAACAAAGUGUGUAUAAAGUGUAUACUUGAAUUUUGUGUUGAUGCGCAACACAUGAUGCAACAGCAACGCAUUCUCGUACGCUUGUCAUGUCAAACGACCACGAUUAAAGCUCCGGAACCUCUUUAUUUCUUCUUCGCAACAUGCGUUGAUAUUUUUAUUUCCCGUACUAGCUAGGGAUAACAGUCUUUGUUUGUGGUUCACGGCGAAGUUGUCUUGCUGUCGGUCCAAGAAGCCUACACCAACUAACUGGCCGCCAACAUCCGGCAAACAUAUCAUGCGGCGGGCGGCCGGACGAUAUGUUCUUUCCCUGAAGCAUAUUAUCGUGGUUUGAAUUUGUUACCCCACUCUUACACAGUUUUUUUCCUGGAUAGUUUAACGCAUAUCCUCACAAAUACGGAGGCGCAGGCAACGAUCCAGACCUAGACGUAACCGGUGCAAAAGUAAUGUCGCGUGGGUCUGGCAAGUUGACGCACGCAGUUUCUUUCCGCUGAGUUGAUGGUUUUGGAUCUUCACACGCAUGCACGACUUUGCAAAUUAUAAUUGGUAUUACUAAUACAGAGUCAAACGAGGUUAUUUCCUCAUAGAAGCAGUCCGUCCAUGGCCGUGCAAGAAUCUACAAGCGUGUGCUAUUAUGCACCAGGUGUUGGAUGAAUCUCGACUCGCACUGAAGAUAUCGUUGUUCGUUGUAGUUCUUAGCCGAACGAAUGAUGAUCGACCGUGACAUGUUUGCACAGGAUAGCACGUCGAUCCAAGUCGCAUACUUGACGCAGACUGGAGCUCAUGGAAGGACGACUGGGGGGACGACUCGGAGAUGCCCGGGAACGAACGAGAAGAGGCCUUCAGAGCUGCGGUUGCGCACGUCGAAUACGGGGCCGUAACCCCAGGACCAGGACAUCUCAACACUGUGUGGAGCGGCAGCGACGUACUAUGAAUGGACAACAUACAAAAAGGCUUCAAUAACGUGUCGCGACGACUCAGGACCCAUUCUCGAUGACAGGCCGCGCAGUUUUCGUGAAGGGAGGGAGCAAAGUUGCGAAAAAUGUAGGGGCCACUUGCUUCCGAAACACUUGAAGCCGUUUUCAACACCAUAAACGCAUCAAAAUCCCCUUCAUUUUUCGUAACUCUGCCCCCAUUUUCCACGAAGACUACUGCGCGACUUGUCACGAAUGGAUCGCGACUCGUCGCAAAACGACAUUGAAGACUUUUUGUAUUUUUUCCUUUCAUACUAGAGCGACGCAGGGUCAGUAAUGAUGGAUAGUUCGUUCCACAACAUGAUUCACGGUGCUGGCCUUCCCGAUCCGGACACUGUGCCAGACGUGUCAGGACACACGAUCAACUCGGACGCGGACGUGGAGAACUACUACAAACACCUGACUGACUCACAAAAAGACGCAUUCGAGACCCUGCUGAACGACUACCUGGAUCGGCUCAAUCCGUCCAAGUACAAUGGCGGUCCCGGUAGUACCGACGUAGACGUCGACGUCGACCCGGGGCACCUCACUGGCGACAGGGGCGACCAGUGGCGCGACGACUGGUUCCCGGCCUGGCCCUCCGGAAGUACCGAAGAUCAAGAUCGGAAAGCCCUUUACAACGCUGCCGUGGCGCACGUGAAAGACGGCAAAGUAGCCGACGGUGCUCAUCCAAAUCUGUACGAAAACCCGACGGAUUUCGGCGUGGCCCUCGAUCGAAUGGUACACAAAGCGGGGCUGCCAGACCCGAGUCCCCAGCACCUGAACUCGGCUGCCAGCGUGCGAGCCUACGGCAAUAACCUACUGGCCGAUGAUGGUACAACAUCGGACACAAAGUCGGCCGCGUUCGCGACGCUGUUGAACGACUACCUGGAUCAGGCAGAUUCUGACAAAUACGAGGGCGAUCCGGAUAUUGAUGUAUCCGGUGCAAAAAAUCUGUCAGACGGGCCGGACAAGAACGACAAUUGAGCCUAGACAUCUGACACAGGUCUUUAUCUACUUUGCUGUUCUGGCGGUUUUGGAUCAGCAGGGACGACAUGCACUACAUGCACAACGAAGAUUUUGCAGAUUCUUGAGGUAGUGAAGUUGAAAGAUAAAGGCUUGUUGUGCAUAGAGCGGUCUGCGCAUGCAAGAUGAAAGAACUACAGGUGGGACAGAAAGAGACUGAGGACGCGUCGUAAGCAUCCAAUGGAGUAGCAGCAGGUUGUGGCUGCUCAAGUUUCAUGCCUGUAUACAUCAGAUGUUGAAACCAAAAUAGUACAGAUUUGCUUUAAAUCAAUUGUCGUGUGGUUCAUUUAUUUUAGCCGGAUAGAACAAGAUCGUUCCUUCCUGACACGAUCUUUUCCCUGGAUAAAACGUCGAUCCAAGCCACAUCCUCGCAACAGACUGGACCGCAUGGAAAACCCACUGGGACACCCACUUGCAUGGGCACGAGGGGAAGCAAGAACAGGCCUUCGCGCAUGCCGUGGCGCAUGUCCAUAACGGCGCUGUCGUGGGUGCUGACAAACAAGUCGACACUGCGUGGAACGCCGGCUUUCAUCACGCGUUCAACAACAUGAUUCACGCUGCUGGCCUUCCCGAUCCGGACACUGUGCCGGACGUGUCAGGACACAUGAUCAACUCGGACGCGGACGUGGAGAACUACUACAACCACCUGAGUGGAACACAAAAAGACGCGUUCGAGACCCUGCUGAACGACUACUUGGACAACGUGGAUUCCGAGAAAUACAAUGUGGAUCCCGACGUAGACGUCGACCCGGGCCAUCUCACUCACGACGACACCGAUCAGUGGGACCAGUGGAAAGGCGCUUGGCCGCUCAGCGACACUAGCUAUGCUGUGCAAAAGUAUCGCACUCGUAGUAAUUGCAGAUAUGCAUGACAAAUCUUCCGCCUAAACUAAAACAGCAUUUACAAAUCCCACUUUUCUUCUUGCCAAAAUUUGUAUUGCGAUUUAUACUAGUACGUUACUUUUGCAAUGCAUACUAACACUCGCAAAACCAUUUUCGAUGCGGCAGUGGAGCACGUGAAAGACGGUAACGUAAAGCCCGGUGCCGCUUCAAACCUCUACGUUCCGUCGUCGCACCCGUUCACCACCGCGUUCGACAACAUGAUCCACGAGGCCGGGUUGCCGGAUCCGGGUCUCGACACAAAGCAUGUAGACGGAUCCGGGUCUCGACACAUGCAGAUUGUAUGCAAUGCAAAAGCAUCGUACUAGUAUAAAUAAUAAAUUGCAUUACAAAUUGUCCCAGCAUUACAAAUUGAGACUUGUAAUGCUGAUUUCGCUUGGAAAAGAGAUGCAUGACGUCGCCUCGGUAGUGUCGUGGCCUCGGUACGCCACUACAAGUUGGCGCACCGAGGCUAGAACAAGUUUCUUCAGGACGCGCAUACAAAAUGGCGCACCGAGGCCAAAAAUGCCAGUUUUUCGGAGUGGCCGCCUCGGUGCACCGAGGCGGACGGCCUCGGUACGCCAAAUUGUACUCGGGAAUAAAGCAGCAGACGGGCGGAACACAGCAACAGAAAUGGAAAAAAGCGCUCGGGGCGCGGCGGUGCCAAGAUUGGUUUUUUUUGGGGUGGGACGGUGAGACACGUGAAACAAAUUCGCUGCUGGUGCCGUGCGUCCGAGGUAGUGCUCGUCGCGCGACGCCGCGAGCAGAAGCGCCCGCGGAAGGCAGGGGGCGACGCAGGCGCGGGCGUGUGCGAAGCGAAAAAACGCACGCGGGGGGGGGGACCGGGGGCCCAUCGGCUAAUUCGCGAGGCCACGCGCGCGGGCCUUGGUGGGCAGAAAAACAAAACCCGUACCCUGGCGCGCGUCCGAGGGCAAGGUAAAAAACGCAGGAGGCGAAGGCGCCGGCGCCACCUGGGAAAGGCGUGCGAUGGGACGUUUUUGCGCGCCGCCUCGGUGCGCCAAAAUGUAUUGUGAAGGCGCGCCGCUACAAUACCAAUUUUGUAGGUGGGCAAAAAGACAUAUUUGGGCGGGCUCGGUGCUGCCAUACGUUACAAACCGCACCGGGCUCGGUGCUGCUUUUUGGCGGGUUUUCUCAAUGAAAAAGGCGCGAAAAUUGUAACGCCCCACAUACGAUUUGCCGUGCCGAGUCGUAUGUGCGUACCUAGGCCACGUCAUGCAUAAAUGCAAUUACUACGAGCGCGAUACUUUUGCAAAGGAUAGAUUUCCAGUGAUGACGACGUGGAGAACUACUACAAACACCUGAGUGGAACACAAAAAGACGCAUUCGAGACCCUGCUGAGCGACUACUUGGACAACGUGGAUUCCGAGAAAUACAACGGGUCUCCCGACCUCGACGUCGACCCGGGCCACCUCACUGACGACGGCACGGAGCAGUGGGACCAGUGGAAAGACGCUUGGCCCAGCGACACUGACAAUCGGAAAAUCAUGUACGACGCUGCCGUGGCGCACGUGAAAGGCGGUGAAGUAACCGACCCUCAACAUGGGUUGUUCCCGUGGGCAAUUCACUUCUCGCAGCAUGGAGUUCCGACCCCCAAUCGGUACGAAUACCCGACGGAUUUCGGUGAGGCCCUCGAACGGAUGGUACACGGCGCGGGGCUGCCAGACCCGAGUCCCCAGCACCUGAACUCGGCUGCCAGCGUGCGAGCCUACGGCAAUAACCUACUGGCCGGUGGUACUGGGGGUGAAGCAAAGUACAACGCCUUCGCGACGCUGUUGAACGACUACCUGGAUCAAGCAGAUUCUGGCAAAUACGAGGGCGAUCCGGAUGUUGAUGUAUCCGGUGGAAAAAAUCUGUCAGACGGGCCGGACAAGAACGACAAUUGAGCCUAGACAUCGCACACAGGUCUUUAUCUAAGUACUUUGCUGUUCUGACGGUUUUAGAUCAGCGGGGACAUGCACUACAUGCACAACGAAGAUUUUGCAGAUCAUGGAGGUAGUGAAGUUGAAAAGGAUAAAGGCUUGUUGUGCAUAGAACGGUCUGUGCAUGCAAGAUGAAAAAACUACAGGUGGGACAGAAAGAGACUGAGGACGCGUCGUAAGCAUCCGAUAGAGUAGCAGCAGGUUCGUUGUGGCUGCUCUAGUAGUUUCAUGCAUGUAUGGAUACGACAGAUGCUGAAACCAAAAUAGUACAGAUCUAUUUGAUCAGUUGUCGUGUGGUUCAUUCGUACGAUCUACUUUAUCAAUUGUCGCACGUUUUUUCUACCCAGCUAAAAUGAUUUUAGCCGGAUAGAACAAGAUCGUCCCUUCCUGACAUGAUCUUUUCCCUGGAUAACACGUCGAUCCAAGCCACAUCCUCGCAACAGACUGGACCGCAUGGGACACCCACUUGCAUGGGCACGAGGGGAAGCAAGAACAGGCCUUCGCGCAUGCCGUGGCGCAUGUCCAUAACGGCGCUGUCGUGGGUGCUGACAAAGUCGACACUGCGUGGAACGCCGGCUUUCAUCACGCGUUCAACAACAUGAUUCACGCUGCUGGCCUUCCCGAUCCGGACACUGUGCCGGACGUGUCAGGACACAUGAUCAACUCGGACGCGGACGUGGAGAACUACUACAACCACCUGAGUGGAACACAAAAAGACGCGUUCGAGACCCUGCUGAACGACUACUUGGACAACGUGGAUUCCGAGAAAUACAAUGUGGAUCCCGACGUUGACGUCGACCCGGGCCAUCUCACUCACGACGACACCGAUCAGUGGGACCAGUGGAAAGGCGCUUGGCCGCUCAGCGACACUAGCUAUGCUGUGCAAAAGUAUCGCACUCGUAGUAAUUGCAGAUAUGCAUGACAAAUCUUCCGCCUAAACUAAAACAGCAUUUACAAAUCCCACUUUUCUUCUUGCCAAAAUUUGUAUUGCGAUUUAUACUAGUACGUUACUUUUGCAAUGCAUACUAACACUCGCAAAACCAUUUUCGAUGCGGCAGUGGAGCACGUGAAAGACGGUAACGUAAAGCCCGGUGCCGCUUCAAACCUCUACGUUCCGUCGUCGCACCCGUUCACCACCGCGUUCGACAACAUGAUCCACGAGGCCGGGUUGCCGGAUCCGGGUCUCGACACAAUGCAUGUAGACGGAUCCGGGUCUCGACACAUGCAGAUUGUAUGCAAUGCAAAAGCAUCGUACUAGUAUAAAUAAUAAAUUGCAUUACAAAUUGUCCCAGCAUUACAAAUUGAGACUUGUAAUGCUGAUUUCGCUUGGAAAAGAGAUGCAUGACGUCGCCUCGGUAGUGUCGUGGCCUCGGUACGCCACUACAAGUUGGCGCACCGAGGCUAGAACAAGUUUCUUCAGGACGCGCAUACAAAAUGGCGCACCGAGGCCAAAAAUGCCAGUUUUUCGGAGUGGCCGCCUCGGUGCACCGAGGCGGACGGCCUCGGUACGCCAAAUUGUACUCGGGAAUAAAGCAGCAGACGGGCGGAACACAGCAACAGAAAUGGAAAAAAGCGCUCGGGGCGCGGCGGUGCCAAGAUUGGUUUUUUUUGGGGUGGGACGGUGAGACACGUGAAACAAAUUCGCUGCUGGUGCCGUGCGUCCGAGGUAGUGCUCGUCGCGCGACGCCGCGAGCAGAAGCGCCCGCGGAAGGCAGGGGGCGACGCAGGCGCGGGCGUGUGCGAAGCGAAAAAACGCACGCGGGGGGGGGGACCGGGGGCCCAUCGGCUAAUUCGCGAGGCCACGCGCGCGGGCCUUGGUGGGCAGAAAAACAAAACCCGUACCCUGGCGCGCGUCCGAGGGCAAGGUAAAAAACGCAGGAGGCGAAGGCGCCGGCGCCACCUGGGAAAGGCGUGCGAUGGGACGUUUUUGCGCGCCGCCUCGGUGCGCCAAAAUGUAUUGUGAAGGCGCGCCGCUACAAUACCAAUUUUGUAGGUGGGCAAAAAGACAUAUUUGGGCGGGCUCGGUGCUGCCAUACGUUACAAACCGCACCGGGCUCGGUGCUGCUUUUUGGCGGGUUUUCUCAAUGAAAAAGGCGCGAAAAUUGUAACGCCCCACAUACGAUUUGCCGUGCCGAGUCGUAUGUGCGUACCUAGGCCACGUCAUGCAUAAAUGCAAUUACUACGAGCGCGAUACUUUUGCAAAGGAUAGAUUUCCAGUGAUGACGACGUGGAGAACUACUACAAACACCUGAGUGGAACACAAAAAGACGCAUUCGAGACCCUGCUGAGCGACUACUUGGACAACGUGGAUUCCGAGAAAUACAACGGGUCUCCCGACCUCGACGUCGACCCGGGCCACCUCACUGACGACGGCACGGAGCAGUGGGACCAGUGGAAAGACGCUUGGCCCAGCGGCACUGACAAUCGGAAAACCAUGUACGACGCUGCCGUGGCGCACGUGAAAGGCGGUGAAGUAACCGACGAUCAAAAUCGUAAUCUGUACGAAAACCCGACAAAUUUCGGCGAGGCCCUCGAACGGAUGGUACACGGAGCGGGGCUGCCAGACCCGAGUCCCCAGCACCUGAACUCGGCUGCCAGCGUGCGAGCCUACGGCAAUAAGCUACUGGACGACGCUGUUACACCGGAAGCAAAGUACAACGCGUUCGCGACGCUGUUGAACGACUACCUGGAUCAGGCAGAUUCUGACAAAUACGAGGGCGAUCCGGAUAUUGAUGUAUCCGGUGCAAAAGAUCUGUCAGACGGGCCGGACAAGAACGACAAUUGAGCCUAGACAUCUGACACAAGUCUUUAUCUACUUUGCUGUUCUGGCGGUUUUGGAUCAGCAGGGACAUGCACUACAUGCACAACGAAGAUUUUGCAGAUUCUUGAGGUAGUGAAGUUGAAAAAGAUAUAGGCUUGUUGUGCAAGUGCAUAGAACGGUCUGUGCAUGCAAGAUGAAAGAACUACAGGUGGGACAGAAAGCGACUGAGGACGCGUCGUAAGCAUCCGAUAGAGUAGCAGCAGGUUCGUUGUGGCUGCUCUAGUAGUUUCAUGCCUGUAUGGAUACGACAGAUGCUGAAACCAAAAUAGUACAGAUCUAUUUGAUCAGUUGUCGUGUGGUUCAUUUUAGCCGGAUAGAACAAGAUCGUCCCUUCCUGACAUGAUCUUUUCCCGGGAUAACACGUCGAUCCAAGCCACAUCCUCGCAAAAGACUGGACCGCAUGGAAAACCCACUUCGACGAGUCCUUGCAUGGGCACGAGGGGAAGCAAGAACAGGCCUUCGCGCAUGCCGUGGCGCAUGUCCAUGACGGCACGGUCGAUAACGGCAAAGUCGACACUGCGUGGAACGCCGGCUUUCGUCACGUGUUCAACAAUAUGAUCCUGGAAUCUGGUCUACCGGAUCCCGACGGCGUUUUAGAUCAUGACGGAAAAAUGAUCAACAGUAAUGACGACCUGAAGGAGUACUACAAUCACCUGGAGACUAUAGACGGCAAAGCGAAAUUCGAAACCCUCUUAAACAACUAUCUGGACGCAACCGACGAGGCGCGUUACAAGGAGGGAGUCGAUGUGGACGUCGAUCCGGCCCACUUGCCGGGUGACUUUUUUGACCAACUGGAUCACUUUACCUGGGACGAUUCUCUCCCAAGCAGAACCAAGUACGACACCGUGUUGAAGGAUCUGGAUACUAGCAAGAACCUGCACCAUUCGAUUUUCGAAUCCGACGACGACCACAGUGUGCUGAAGGAACUCGGUUUGGAACUGCCAGGAAAAUACGACGACUUCUGGACGCACGAAUCGAGCCCGAAAAACAACAAGAUCAUCGACAGCAAUGACGUAUGCUGGAGUUCUCAACUGUUACAUUCUCAACUUUUACAUGAAUUUGUAAUGCAAGAAUGGCAAAAGUCAAAGAGGGGAGGCUGAUGCACCUGUAGCAUGACGAAUACCGCACAGAAGUAGUCGCUGUUUAGCCUUUCUCUAUAUCUGUCAUGCGAAGCAGCUUGACUGUGUGGAACAAAAUGUUGACGCUCAUUUUGCAUGACAAAUCAUGUAGCAGUUGAGAAUGCAACAUUUGAGAAUCCCAUAUGACGACAUCCAGAAGUGUAUCCUGUUCAAAGACGUCUCCACUCCAGAGUCAAUGUGAAGAUGGGGGUUGUAGUUGUGCUUGUGCAUGUCGUGCUUCACAAAUCAAGAAGCUGUGCGAAAUCCGCAUGACAUCAAGCUUGGACUACAGUUCUUAGGUGAACUGUGGUCAUCUUCGUGCUUGGCGACAAAGCCGUAUCACAAAAAAGCGAUCACCUCAUAGUUUAUAUAGAGACAAAAAUAACUCUGACGCGCUAGCGUGUUUGAAGAGGAUAGAGCACUACGAGUGGCUGGGACAGCACCCGUAUCCACUGCAAAUAUGUCUGGGUGUGGAAGAAUGCAGAUGACAGUUGUCAUGCAGGUUUUAUUCCAUGAUGACCACGCAUGAGGUCUGGAACGAAUUAUGCAGGUGGACCUAGCAUGAAAAAUUCUGUGAGAUCCGUAUCGUGCCCCCUGUCCAUGAGAAACUCAGUCUGAACUUGGUCAAAAGUGGACAAUGUUUGCUGUUGAUCAUGCAACACAGAUUUUAUUUUGCACGGUUCAGACGUAGCAUGACAAGUUCGCAUCCUUCCAGACCCGGAUGAAAAUGAAAUAUUUGCAAUGCAUAAUCCGGACCCGAGUGGUAAGCACACCGGGGCGGACAAGCAGGACAUUCUGGAGGCCUUCGUCAACAAAUAUCUGGAAGACGCGGAGAACUCUGACGUCGAUAUGGCGUUCUCAACUGUUACAUUUUCAACUGUUACGCGGAUUUGUCAUGCAAAAUUGCCAUCAGCCUCCACUUGAUCAAGGUGCUUAGUAUGACAAAUUUUCGAAGGGCUAAGCAGCAUGAUGAUCUGUGGAAAGUCUGUGAUGCGAAAGCUGCAAUAUUGCCACUUUCGCUGUUGCUGUUCUUGCAUUACAAAUCCAUGUAACAGCUCUGAAUGUAACUUUUGAGAAUGCCAUAGUUGAGGGCAAAAAAUUCGACUUGGGCAGCAUCGGGGAGCGCUGGAAUCACCAAGGGUCGGAACAUAUCAAAUGCAAAAGUGUCUGGGUCUGGAAGAUUCUAAACUUGUAAUGCUGUCUCUGGAUUUUUCUAAAAAAGUUUGUAUUGCAACAUGAUCAGCAAGAGGACUCCAGUUUGUGCUACGCGGAAAGGGCAUUUCUCAUGCGGUAGAGGCAUCACAAAGUCCUCUAGAAAUCUGUGAUGCUAGGGCAUGCAUCACAGACAUCAUGGAUCAUUCAAAAUAUACAUGACAAACCUGGCAAUCUUCCAGUCUCAGACAUUUUUGCAGUUGAUAGAACACGAGGCCACCGGCAAAGGUCACGUCGACCUGAAUAAGGUACUGGAAGACCACUAUUUCGUGCGCGCAACUAAAGAUAGCGAUGGGUUGGAUCCUGUAGUCGACGCAGCUACGCCUGCUCCUGUCGCCAACCUGCUGGGCCCCCCAUAUCCUGUGUUAAAACGUACCCGCGCGGCCGUACUUGUGAUGCAAAUCUGGGAUAAUGAUUGCCCCGAAGAGCAGGGGAAGUAAAGUAUAUAAAUAUUUCUUUUGGCAUUGGCUCUGUCGGAGAGGCACUUUGUCAUGGCGUUUUGGAAGUUGUCAUGUUGAACUCAUCCGCAUAGAGGAACAGGUAGAUUUUUUAUGAUGUGAAGCUGCCAUCCGCGUCGAGAUGAAUACGAGGGAAAAUUCUGGCGCAAGCCAAACUUUGUCAUGCAACAUGGCCCGCGAAGUCAGUGGAAGGUGCAACUUUGGCUGCUCCUUGACUCGUUUAGUUUGCCGAGUUUCAUCAGUCUUGAGGUUUUGACGCCGCGGGUACGUUUUUUCUCAGGAGGCAACGCUGCGUGUGUUAUGCAUUGCAAAAGUAUCGUACUCGUAUAAAUGCAUUACAAAUUAUUUCCUCAGUGUGAGAAAUAAAAUUUGUAAUUCGAAUCUGCCUUGGCAAGAUGAUUUGUAAUGCACGACUGCAAUACGAGUACGAUACUUUUGCACAGGAUAUGUGUUUGGCAAGGACCAUUUGACGGACGACUUGCACUUGGGGAAAGUCCCGGAAACUGGAAUCCAUGGCGCAAUCGACACCAACGACGUAUGGAUUGCAAAAAUGUCUGGGUCUGGAAAGUUGGAACUUGUGAUGCUGCAUUUGGAUUCUAAAAAAAUCUGUAUUGCAUGAGCAGCAAAGAGAGUCCAAAUUUUGCUACACGGAAAGAGCAUUUGUCAUGCGGUAUAGGCAGCAGGAAGCCCUCACAAAAUCUGUGAUGCUAGGGCAUGCAUCACAGACAUCAGGAGUCAUGCAAAAUGUGCAUGACAAACCUUGGAUCCUUCCAGACCCAGACAUUUUUACAUUUCAUACGACGAAAUCAAGACAUACUACAACUCGUUGGACGCAUAUGAGACUGCACAAGAACUCCCCCUCCCCCUCAUUUGUAAUGCAAAAUACCAAUGUCACACCUUGCACUUGCUCGUAAGCACUGUUAGCAUGACAAAUUUUGGAAUUGGAACCUCAAAUAAUACAACUACAAUCCGCAUGCAGAUUCGUCAUGCGAAAGUCCCUUUUCUGCUGUUGCCUGUGUUGCUGUUCAUGCCAUACAAAUGAGGGGGAGGGGGAGUUGAAGUUGUGCACUCUCAUAACGCCGAUGAUAAGAUAAAGUUCGAAACGUACGUGAACAACUUCCUAGACAAGACGGAACCGGUAUCCAGUGCAAAAGUAUCGCACUCGUAGUAAUUGCAAAUAUGCAUGACAAAUCUUCUUCCUAAGGUAAAACAGCAUUACAAAUUCCAUUUCAAAUGCUGAGCAAAUUUGUAUUGCGAUUUAUACUCGUGAGAUACUUUUGCAAUGCAUAACCGGAGGUGUUCGGCAAAGCGGAAAAGAAGGACGUCGACGUCUCUUUGGCCCUAUUCGAAGACGACGCGUACCCGGAUAAGCUGUUGAAGGGCCACCCGGAAGACAGCAGCAUUGCGAGGCCCAUCAAUUGGAAGCACGACUUCAACGACUGGAAAGCUGUACACCUGUUAUCAACUGUAAAAAUGUCUGGGUCUGGAAGAAAGCAUGUUUGUCAUGCUUGUCUAGCAUAACAAACUCUUAAAUCUGUCAUGCACGUUGCCCAAGAGCCGCAUUUUUCUGUCAUGCGGAGACGCAAUUUGUCAUGCAGAAUAAGCAACACCUACAAGCUCAGAGGUUUGUCAUGCUGAGCCAACACGUGUGGCCUCCUCAUGCUACGCCACUCAGCAUUACAAGUUUCCAGACCCAAACACUUUUGCAUUUGAUACCUGUCCGCGGGGAACGACGCUUUCAAGGCCGAGACGUCGCAUCCAAACCUCGGCCCUCCGCCAGUGUUUUCGAAGGAAGUUCUUUCUGACCCCGGUGCGAUGAACUUGCCAUGGCCAACCGAUGACGAGCUAUCCCGGAGCAAAAAGUUACCAUGGUGCCACCAGAUUUGUGUAUAGACAUCUGUUUUUCAAAAUACCUAAUUGUAAUGCAUUUUUACAGUGAUGCCGCAAAAAUGAAUUCGCAAUCCGAAUCCACAGCGGGCUGCGGAGGAUAAGCAGAUGGGAUCUUUUUCAUUUCUGCAUUCACAUAUGUUCAGCUAACUAGGCCUUUUCUCUGGGAUACUCUCUGUUAAAGAAAGACAUCACUCUGCCGAUUGAUACCAACGACGAGAUUCAGGCCUACUGGGAAUUCUUGCGAGGCAAGGACGACACAUCUGGCUCCCCCGCCACUCACCAUGCAGACACAUUCCAAAGCUACGUGAACAAUUUUCUGGACCAGGCGGAUCCAGACACUUACGCGGCCAGUCCGGACGACGUGGAUGUGGACGUGAGCACCAUCGGAGAAGAUAAGGGAUUCUCAAAUCGGUCACCUUCUCAACCGUUAGUACAUGAUGAUUUUUGGUCAGGCAAAAUUACCACCAUCAGAAUGAUCGGCGCGAUCAAGCUGCUACACAUGGCAAAUUCUCGAAGGUUGGCAAAACAGGCUGUAGAUCUGCACCAAGUUUAAUAUCUGUUACGCAAGACGCGCAAGGUGGUCCCCCCUUUCACAUUUAUUGAGUGUGCGUGAAGAUCAUUUAUGAGAUCAUUCGGUUUAUUGCCGUUGGCUGUUUUCGAUAUAUCCCUAUUGCACUUUACAAACGCCUCUUCCGUACUUGAUUUCGACUUGCUCGUGCAUUUAUACCUCUAUAUACGCUCUGUCGCAUCUAUACCUCGAUCGUCUUUCGAAUCGCUCUCGUUUACUUUCUCUACGUCCAAUUCGUCCGCUCGUCAUUUAUCGCUGCUCGUACGGGUCGUAACGUAUCAUCUUUUCUCGAUCGGGUUUUCGCUUAAUACUUUCAUAAUGCAUCGGUCCUUACGAUCCAAAUUCCUUGAUCCCCGUUUGUGUGCGUGUUGUGGUUUUGCUUUCCUCUUCCGACUCUUUUCCCCCAACACGUUAAAGCGGUGAGUGCAUGGAUGGUGGAGCCGGCGCCUGUAACCGCCAUGUACACUGGGAUCACCGUUUUAAGCGAGCACUAAAGUUUUCCUUGCCACUUAGGGCUACUUUUCCCAAAGCAGCGUGGUUCGGAUUCUUUGGACGUUACAGGCAGAAGUGUUGUCCCCCCUCCAUCUCUCUGUUGCGUUGUUACUUCUUGUUCUUCCGUCUCUGCAACUAAGAUCUAGAACCAACCAAAUUUUAUUGCCAUUCUUGCAUCACAAAUUCAACAUGCAACGGUUGAGAAUGUACUAACAGCUGAGAACGCCAUAGACGACGACAAGGUCGUUGGUUUGGGGGGCGAGGACCAGCCGGAAAACGCGGAGGACUUCUGGACCAAGAAGUACACGCAGUGGCUGGACACCGAUGACGAUGAAUCGGGGCCCCACAGAGACAAGCUUGCUGACUUGACGACGGCGACGGGAAAGGCCAGUCCGGGUUAUUUGGCAAAGAAGGACACGGACGAGAUAUCCUGUGGAAAAACGUCCAGCCCGCACCCCCCAUAGUACAAGUCAUGCAAAUCUGCAUGGUGAGAAUGUCUAUCAUGCGGAGCCCAAUGAGACGCAAUUAUUUCUAGUGCUGUUUGAAAUUUGUGAUGCUACAAUCAGCAUGAGAUGCAAGAUUUGUGAUGCUACUCCACUAGCUAAUCCUGAUUACAUUGCGAGCCCAAUAUUAAACUUGUCAUGCGCAACAACCUACCGAAGCCUUCUGAUUUGUCUUGCAGAUUAUUUCCCAACUUGACUACGACUAUGGGGCCGUGGGGACCACGCUUUUACAUAUGAUACGGGAAUCUACCCCCGAUCGAGCUGCUUUCCAAGGAAGUUCUGGAGGAUUUGGGCCUGCCCGCUCCGGACCACACGGCUGGCGAGCAGCAUCCUGCGGCUUCAGGUUUCAUUGAAGGCCACGACGACAUCAUCAACUCGCAGACAGAGGCGGAAAGCUACUACGACCACCUGACGGACAAGGAAAAAUUGAAGUUGCUCACGUUUGUGGACCCGUUCUUGGACGAGGUUACAACUACUGCUGCACCACCAGCAGUUCCUGCUCCGCCUUCUGCGUUACCGGACAUGCCGACGGGAGAAUCCUGGAAUUCGCUCAUUUACUCGAAGACAAUGACCGGGCAGCCUGACAUUGCCGACGAUUUUGAGGAAACGCUGAACGCAAACUUCCAGUCCCAGAACAACUUCCAGUCCCAGCACAUGCCCGGCAUCGCCGCGAACCCGGCCGAAACGGCGGCGCUGGUGGACGAAAUCAACAAGGCCCGCGCCGCCGGAAGUGCACUGCCGAAACCGGACUUCGGUCUAUUCCUCACAGAGGAGGAGUGGCAAGAUUACGUGUCAAACAAAAUGAGCGACUUGACCACGGUAUGCAUUGCAAAAGAAGUAUGGUUAUAGUUGUAUCUAUAAAUUGCAAUACAAAUUGGAUCAGCAUUACAAAUUGAAUUUGUAAUGCGGAUUUGCCUUAAGAUCGAGAUUUCUAAUGCACGACUGCGACGAGUACAACGAGUGCGAUACUUUUGAUGCAAUUCAUACACGGAGCAAGCGGGUGACCUGCACGAAGUGGUGAAGGCCCAUUUAUUACAAUGAAAAAUGCCCCCACCCCCGAACUACUUGGGAGCAUUUGUAUUGCAAACCGUUUCAAAUGAAACAUUCGCCCUCUUGCAUCUAUCAGCAUCACAGGUUUGCGAUCGUGAAUAGCAAAAAUUUGCAUUGCAAAAGACCCCAGCAAGAGCGGCGCUUGUCAUGCAAGCGGUGCGAUACACGCCUAGACUCUACUGCAUCCAUCAGAAAGAUUCAUACUCCUUUCAUGCACGACAAAAAGUUUUCAUUUGGAAACUGCGCAUCACAAAUAUUUGCAAUUUCAGGGGAGGUGGGGGGCACUUUUCACUGUAAUACGAUUUGCGCGACGAUCACACGUCGUGGACGGAUCACGAGCUGGAUACCAAGUUACUAUCCUGUGCAAAAGUAUCUGAUACUCGUAUUGCAAUCAUGCAUUUACAAACCUUUUUUUAAAGGUAAAUCCGCAUCACAAAUUUUCUUUCUCAUCAUGUUGGGGAAGUUUGCAAUGCAUUUAUACAAGUAUCGGAUACUUUUGCAGUUCAUAGUUACCGGAACGCAUCGACGUGUUUCCCCUGGUAUCAAACGUAAAAAUGUCUGGGUCUGGAAGAACGCAACUUGUCAUGCUAAAUCUGAAGCAUGCAAAAAUCUGUGUUGCAUGAUUGCCAAAAGUCGUCCUGUUUUGACCAAGUCGGGAGGGAGUUUCUCAUGCAGGAUAGGCAUGAGAGAGAUCGCGCAGAAUCUGUCAUGCUAGGUCCUGCAUUCCAGGCUUCAUGGGUCAUGGAAAAGCUGCAUGACAAGUCGCGCAUUCUUCCAGACCCAGACAUUUUUACAUUUGAUACCUGGAAAAUUUGAGCGACACGGAAAAAACCGCUUAUUAUGAAAAGCUUGCGAAGGCCAUUCCGGAUUUGAAACUGGAAGAAAACGCGUGGAAAAACAAACUGGGAAAGCUUGACAACAGCGCGGACCUGCAUGACUUUUUUUUGGAAAACUUCCCCUCGACGCCGAUAUCGGCCGAAGAGAAAGAAGACUUUGUGCGGAUUAUCAAAAGGAAAUAAAAUGCCCCAUGAUCCCCAUACUCCAAGGCAGAUUUGUGUAGCAUGAUUUGUGAUCACAAAAAAUCGCGUUGUCAUGUUAGAAGGGAAGUAGAGAUGCGGAUUGCAGUGCUGGCUGGCCUGGGCGGAAAGCCUUGCGUCUUCAGCAUGACAGGAAGCAACUGGAAACGCGAAACAGCAUGACAAAUUGGCUGCAAAUAACGAGGGGGGCAGGUGCGUCUUUUGGCCUUCUAGCAAUACAAGUCGACUUGUGAUCACAAACCAGCAUCACAAAUUUGCUUUUCGAUAUGGGCGGGAGGGGGAAUAGAAUUUUUCCUUACGAUACGGAUCACCGAGGAACACCUGGGCCAGAACACGCAGUACUUCGAAAACGUAUGAACUGCAAAAGUAUCGUACUCGUAGUAAUUGCAGUCAUGCAUUGCAAAUCUCUUCUCUAAGGCAAAGGUGCAUUACAAAUUUUAUUUCUCAUGCUGAGGAAAUUUGUCAUGCGAUUUAUACUAGUACGAUGCUUUUGCAUUUCAUAAAACGCUAUUCCCGGAGAUCUGCGGGGCCACGACGGCACAGACCCCUUAUGGAUUGCAAAAGUGUCUGGGUCUGGAAGAAUGCAGAAGUUUGUCAUGCAGAUUUUGCAUAACCCAUGAGGUCUGCGACGCAUGCCCUAGCAUCAGAGAUUUUGCGAGGGCUUUCUGAUGCUCAUACAGCAUGAGAAAUGCCCUCUCCGCGUAGCACAAAUUACACCUGUUGGCUCUUUUGCUGUUCAUGCAAUUACAGAUUUUAUGUAGAGUCCAAAGGUAGCAUCACAAGUUGCAUCCUUCCAGACCCUGACACAUUUGCAUUUGAUACCCCUUUCCGCUGAACGAAGUCGAAGGGCAGGGGUUGAAAGCCGCCAUCCACGACACAGCGGGCAAGUUACCGGCCCUGGGUUUGAACCAGCAGCAACAACUCACGCGCGAGGAUUGGCUGACUUACGUGAAGGGGCUAUCGAGCUCGCAGAGGGCCGAACUGACGUCGAUGCUGUAUGCAUUUUUGCAAAAGUAUCGUACUAGUAGAAACCGCAUGACAAAUUUCUUCAACAUGAAAAAUGAAGUUUUUUGUCAUGCUGAUUGACCUACUUGGGAAUCAGAUUUGUAAUGCACGAUUCGAUUGCAGUUAGUACGAAUAGGAUACUUUUGCACAGCAUAUGCUGCCGAGGAUUAAAGGAGAAACCCUCGCAAAUAUCGUGAGAAAAAACUGUCUCAGUCGCAAACCUUUGCAGACUUAGCAAUACAAAUUUGCACAGCAUGUCACGCAAAACUUGUGAUGCGUCCGACACAAGAAGGGAAAACACGUAGAGAAAACGACUUUCUUGCAUAUUAUCGAGCAUGACAAAAAACAGUCUACUCAAGGAAGUUGCGCAUUACAAGUUGAGACCCCUGACACAGUUUUUUCUUGCGAUAGCGUGCGGUGAUCAAUACUCACACCUGUUUGACACAAGCGAAAUUGCGGGGAUGACGACGGGGGAGAACUUAUUAUGCACUGCAAAAGUAUCGUACUCCUACUCGUAUAAAUGCAUAUACAGAAAAUUUCCUCAGUAUGAGAAAUAAAGAUUUCUAAUGCGGACUUUGCUUCAGAAAAAGAUUUGUAAUGCAUUCUUGCAAUUACCAGGAGCACGAUGCUUUUUCAGUGCAUACUUAUCCGGAGCAGAACAAACGUUCCCCCGCCCAUAGUCAACAAGCUGGGAAAUCUGCUAGACAAAUCAAUCAGCUUUGGUUGUUGCGCAUGACAAGUAGUUCUUUAGCGUCCUCGUAGUGGGCCAAUAAUGUUCAGCUUGUUCAGCAGCAUCUUCACAGAUCUAGCCUAUUACCAUGCUUGGAGCAUAACAAAUUCCAAAACACGACUAGAAAAAGCUUGUCAUGCGGCUCCGCAUGAGAAACAUUUUGAGCAUGCUGAAUUGCAUGACAACUAUGUUGGGGAGGGGACGUGUUUACAGAGGAUAGAACUUUCCAAAGGACUGGUUUCCAUUCGACGAUUAUCACAGCACAGAAAAAAGCAGGCACGUCACAUUUGUAAUGCAAAAACAUACACACAAAGAAAAUCUAAAUCUAAUUGCGGAUCGAUUCUAAACAGCAUCCUAUGGCGGGGCCGUCCAUGACAGUUUUUUCUGUGUAGCCUAGUAAUUCAUUUUUGCAUUACAGAUACCCCCUGCCUUGUUCUUUUUUCUCUUUUAUAACGAGUUGGCCAAUGGGUCUGGGGCGAGCGAGGAGCAAAUAGAGUUCCACAAACGGCUGCUAGACGGUCUGAAGGAUAAUGGACAUAUCCUGCCGGCGAACCUCGACACCAAGGAACAAUUUUUCAAGUUCUACCACCGAUUGUCACCAGGCGACCAAGACCGGUUGACCGAGAACAUAGAAGCUAUCCUGUGCAAAAGUAUCGUACUCGUACUAACUGUAACUGCAAUCAUGCAUUACAAAUUUUUUUCUGAAGCUGAAUCCGCAUUACAAACUUUAUUUAUCAUGCUGAGGAAAUAAUUUGUAAUGCAUUUUUUUAUACGAGUGCGAUACUUUAAGCACAGGAUAGAAGCCUAUGUCAAGCAAGUCGCGGACCCGCACCCGCUAUUGAGAGGAAAAAUCCCCCCUCCCCAUAUCGAAAAGGUAUCUCUCCGGAAAUUUCUGUUGCUGAUUUGAGGUCACAAAUCACGUCUGUCUUGCAAGAAGACAAGGGCAAAAGCUUCGCCCCCAUUAUGGAGGCGAUUUGUCAUGCUGUUGGGACUAAAGCGGAGCCGUUUGCCAUGCUGAACAACUAGACCGAUACGCCCCUGCAUAGUCUGGGGACCUGGCCGCGAUGCCUUCCUGCACUACAAAGCCAAUUUGUGUACACAAAUCCCGCAUCACAGAUUUACAUUUCGAUAUGGGGUGGGGGGAUUUUUCCUUUUGAUACCCGCAGCCCGUUGACUUUGAGGAAAUCGAUAUCCUGAGUAAAAACGUCCCCAUCCCAGAGUUGUCAUGCAAAUUUGCAUGCCAAAAAAGUUUCUCAUGCAAAGCCCCAUGAGAAGGUUUUUCUAGUCGCGUUUUGGGAUUUGUGAUGCUAGAAAUAGCAUGAUAUGCUAGAUCUGUGAUGCUGCUAAACUAGCUACUCAGGAUCAUGACACUACGAGCACAAACUUGUCAUGCGAAACAGCCAAAGUUGGCCGAUUUGUCUAGCAGAUUCUCUUUAUAGUAGACUAUUUCUUUUAUAGUAGAUCAUGAACGGCGCGAGCACCUUUUAAACCCCCCCAGCCGUCCCAUAUUUGCAUGUGCGGGGAGUCUAAGUAACAUGGCUCGCCCGAGUCAUUGACGAACCGGGAAGAUGGGAGGUGGGGCUUACAGUCUUCAGACAGGCCAGCCGCCGUGAGGGACUACCGCCUCUGUUAUUGAGGAUAGCGUGUGUCCUCCUCGACUGAGUUGCGUGCGCGGCCCAUCCGUGUUCCGCGUAAACCUCUACAGGAGAGUGUACGCCGCGUCGAAAGGCUCCCUUCCGUACGGAGCGCCCCGAACCUUUUUUAGCGCACCUUUAUGAUGGCCUUACUGUUGAAAGGAUGGAGGGAGUUAAGUCAGUUUUUAGAACCCAGUCUGUUUAUGCUAGCAAAGGGCUAGUGCGCUGUGGACCCCCAGGAUCAGGUAGACGAGGUCCCAGACCGAAGUGGUAGGCGCUUAGGGUGAACUAUGUAUGUAGCGCUUAGGGCCCUUCCGUACGGCCAAUUUGUAUGCCCGCAACGGGGUUCGCCUAAGUCGGUCAUUUAUAUGCAAGGCGUUGGGUUACCCGGUCGGCAGAGCCGAUCCACAACGAACGAACGAACGAGAUUCUCCAUCUUGACUCUGGUACUAUGGGGACGUUUUUCCUCAGGAUGAUCGAAAGCGGCGCGCAGCCUCCAAUUGACUUUUCCAGUGAUGAACUACGCCCCGACGAUUCAAAAAACGCUGCACUGAAAAUAUGAAAUGCAAAAGCAUCGUCCUAGUAUAUUAAAUCGCAUGACAAAUUUCGUCACCAUGAGAAACAAAAAUUUGUAAUGCGGAUUUAACUUGAGAAAGAAAUUUGUAUUGCAUGAAUGCGACUACUACUACUAGUAGAAGUGCGAUACUUUUGCUAUCCAUAGAAAAAUGCGCUCACCGAUUUGACGGAGCACGUGGACAAGAUACCGGCUUGGAGGAAGCAACUCGACCUGACGUACGAUCGCGAAGUCGACGACAAGCUCCGCAACCUCGGCCUCAAAGUCGUCGCGGACCAUCCCGCACUUGCCGGAGCAGGAGCGGCAGGAUUGACCGUGGCGGGUGCUAUUGCGGGGAACAAGAAGAGAGCUGCUGACCGCGAUGUCGGGCCAGCCUUCCGGAUGAAGGACGUGAGCAAAGUCCGCCGGAAUAUAUGACAGUGCACAACUCCCCCUCACCCUCAUUUGUAUCGCAUGAACGGCAAUACCAGCCUAAGCAAGAAUGCCGGUUUUGCAUGACAAAUUUGCACUGGAGUGUAAGUAGUGCUAUUUGGGCAACCAGAACGUGUCAUGCAAACAGUGCUAAGAGUCAAAGGGUGGCUUGGGUAUUUUGCAUGACAAAUGAGGGGGAGGGGGAGUUGAGCACUGUCAUAGAACAAGAAUAAAGACGAGGAUCAUGAAGAAGGGGGCGGUGAUGAUGAUGAACUAGACCGCGAUAUUAGUACUAGUACCGCAAGAACAUCAAGUGGCACUACUUCCGGUGGGAAGAACAAGAAAAAGAAGAAAAAAAACACGUUGGGUUCAGCAGCAGCAGCAGCAGCUGCGUCUUCGAUGAUGCAAAAAACUACACGACGAUCCACAUGGUCUUCAACUUCAGCAUCUUCAAAACUGCCGGAAAGUAAUCAAGGUGAUGCACUAGCUGUAGCUCCUCCUCCUUCCUCUGUUCCUGCUGCAUCAACAGUGCGUGUUCAUUCAUCAUCCAGCGAAGAUGGACAUGUUGACAGUAGGGCGUCAACAUCCCUGUUAGAGGCGGAUGAGGUGGAAGCUCAUCUGCCGGGAACCGCGAGGAAUCAUCCGGUGAGCGGGACAGAGAACGAAGAGCAGCAUCUUAAUCCUGCACCUGGUCAACAUCAACAUGAAGAAGUACAAGUGGCUGAAGCGGGGUCUAGUACAACAGCUCCCCAUGUCGGCGAACCUGAUCUUCCUGGAGCGGGUCCCGAUGAACGUGGUAAAAGUCGGUUCUUGCAACAAGAAGAAAUAGCAGCAGCUGCAAAAAAUGAAGUAGCAACCGCAAAACUCACUGUAGCUGCACCAGCUGAGGUCGUGGUACAACAACGACAAGCUGAAACUGCACACGUACAAGUAGAUGCGGAACGAGAAGAGGCUGUUCCUGUUGAAGAAGACUUGACACCUGCCACCAGUUUUUUGCUGACCACCUUUUCCUCCACUGGAGCGGCCACGGUGGAGGAAGCUCCUGGAGGACCAUCAUCUUCUUCACCCCAGGACGAGAAGAAGAACGACAGCAUCUUCACGCAGGACUCCUCCCCCUCGUCGACUAGUGCAUCACCUCACGAAAGACCUUCUACUCCGAGAACAGUAACGAACCUGGACGGCAGUACUACUUCUAGCGGCACGUCGCGCACGAAGAAAUCGAACUUGCGAGGUGGCGUGAGGACGCAAACUUCCGUGACUGGCACCAGCAGAGUUGCGUUCCUGGAAGAUACUGCGACACGACCACCAAGAACGGAGCAAGAGGAGAAAAUGAAGAAACGAGAUGAAGAAACCGCUCCGGAUCAUGAUGUUGGUGUGAGCGCUGGUUCCUUUUUUUCCUUCUUGGGACGAGCAGGUGAGAGCAUUUUGUUCAACAUGGGCCACGGAGGUCGAGGUGAAAGAACAGCUAGUAAUACAACGGGUUCUGGAGCAGGGGGUCGUCGCGAUGAUAAACUACCUACGGAUCAUAUUAAAAGUAGUCGAGACGGACCCGCCGGUGUAGUACACCAAAUCCCGUCCUCCACCACGCGGACGAGCAAUGUUGCCCUAGAAGAAGGCCAAGAGCAAGAUCACGUGAAGAAUGAAAAUCAGUUAGUACAACCAGUGCCAGUGGAAAACAAGAAGAAGUUCAAUUUGCGGGGCGGUGCGAAGAAAUCGUUGUCCACGGGUGGAACAAUAACGACAAGCAAAAUAUCGGGGUCACAACCAGAGCAAGAGGACUUUGUGGACGAGGAUCUGGGAGAAGACGUGGUCCUCGACCACGACCAGGGGGGGGAUUCAGUCGAGACUGGGUCCGAGGAGGAUGAACAAGCGGAAGAAGCAGAACGACCAGGGGAAGAACUAGAAGAAAAGGAUCCUGCAGACCCACCACUACACGACGAGGACGCCGACCAGUCGCCGCCGCAAGAAGAUCAAGAUGAUGAUGCAGAAUCGUCCACUGGGGACGAAUCUGAAUCCGAUGUUGCUGGGGAGGAGGCCGUUGAUGCGGCAGUUGUACUUCUAGCAGCUACAGCACCUCCUCGACAUCAGCCUUCUGUCCCGGAGGAAGACGAACACGAAGUGCAGGGAACAAUGCAGCCUGCUGAAGAUCCUCCCCCAUCAGGUUUGAUUGGUGCUUCUACGUCGACAUCAACAAGCAAAACCCUACUUGACGCAGCAGAUGUAGUUGGGAGGAAGAUCAUGCGAAUGAGCGGCGCAACAACAAGUACAACGGAUGAACCAGGAGGAGCAGAAGUCCUCGCACAUCCACGCAAGAAGAGAAGAUCGAACUUGCGCGGCGCUGCUAUCAACAUGGGAGAUGUAGUCCAUGAAGAAAACCGGCGACUUGAUCGGGCGCUGACGAAAAAUUCCACUUGGUCCUCGACCGCGGCAUCUUCCUCAUCUGCAACACACGAGGACAACGACAGUCGUAGAAGUGGUCCCGGUGGUGUUGUUUCUCGUCUUGCACCCUAUUUCUCUGCAGCUUAUAAAAACCCCGCAGCUUUUUACGACGGACCGAAAACGCGGGAACAUGGGGUAGGGAACAACUCCACCGUCAAGGAACAAAGAAGCGGUAGCAGGAGCGAAUUGGAAGGAAAAAAACAAACGUUGAACAAAAGCUUGGAAAUAUUAAAAGCAGGUGAUCUUCAAGAUGAUGAAGCUCAGCAACCACCAGAACCUUCCUGGACCAUCAACCACUUUUACCUAUUAUCCCAGAGAAAAAAGCUGGCAGGUCAUUACUAUCUAUUAUAUUCAUGCGAAAAUAUGGGUUUGUAGAGGGUAGACGAGAGGUGGCCGGGAGGUAAAACAGAGGUCAAAAGAGGCCAAAAAGAGGUCGACAGAGGUGGAGAGGUGGCGCGGGAGGCAGUUCGAGAGGGUGCGCGAGAGGUGGCGCGGGUAUAGCCCGCCGAACCGCUCGCCCUUUAGGGCCGCUAAGCGCCUCGGAGGGUGCCGAGAGGUAAAAAAGAGGGCAAGCGAGAGGGGGACAGAGGUGCCGAGAGGUUGCGCGAAUAAGGGGAGACCUCUCUCGCACCCUCUGGGCCACCUCUCGGCCACCUCUGUCGACCUCUACCCGCGAGUAUAGCCGGACUAUUAGCAACGCCUCUCGGAAGAGGUGAGAAAGAGGGUCUGCGAGAGGGGUAAAAAAACCCGAAUCCGCCCGAGGCAGGGCUGUUUUUUUGCGGCCUUUUCAAGCAUAGGCCCGAACCCUCUCGCGCUACCGUCUCGCGCACCCUCUCGCGCACCCUCUCGCGCCACCCUCUCGCGUCGGGCGGCUUCUGUUCGCCCCCGGUGUUCUUUGCAGCUGCCCCCUGCGCAGAGCGCCCGCAGGCGCGGGAAGCGCGCAAGCGGUCCUGCGGGUUGGCGCGGCGCAAACAGGCGGCCGGACCCGGCACCCAGUGUGUUUCGUCGUGCAUUAUAUUGGGCCCGUGGCAUUGUGGCCCGAUUCGCAAAUAGUCCUGCCCCGCCCCAACAGCCUUGCGCCCCGGCGUCAGCCGGGGCAUGGCUGGUAUUUGUAAUGCAAAAAUAAAUACAUAGAAAAAUUGGCCAUGGGCGGCCCCAUAGCGUUUGCUUCGGAUAUGCAAUACAGAUUGUCUUGUCUAUUUAUUUUUGCAUUACAUUUACAAAUCAGACCUGCCAGCUUUUUUCUGUGGGAUACCUAUUGCUCUUCCUGCCCGUGCUCUCCCUCCUGCUCGCCGGGUGUGUGGCCACCACGAGGAUCGGUGUGGCACUGUUUCUCGUGCAGCGACGGGAAAGGAAGAUGAAAGCGGCAGUACAGCAAUUUUCAGUGACGGACGAGAGUUGCGAGAGAAGGGACCAGGAAAGAGUACUAGAUGAGGACAACUCCGAUUCCGACUCCUCACACGACUCUCCUUUGCGAGGACCACACGACGGCGGCGGUAGGGGAAACAGCAAGGUCGGCGUUGCAGUAUUGCCGGAGCACGAUGAUGUUUUCGAGGGACGAGUAGAAGCGCGAGGCUUGCUUGUGGAUGAUGAACAUCAAGCUCCGACUGAAGUACAAGGACAGAAGCCGGCGGAUGAAAAACUGAACUCUAGUACUUCCAGUUCACGACGACCUUCUUCGCCUACCCUGUCUGGCAGCCCGAUCACCACGGCACGAGGAUAUCAUGCUAGUAUCGACUUGCGGCAGGAAAAAUUGUCGAUCACGAGCACCAUGUUGAGCAAUCGGGAAAAUGAUCGGACCGCGAGCGCCGCGAGGACCGAAGAGGUAGUUGACCACCCACGUUGUCGGGGACGAGGACCUCCUGGGAGGGAACAUCUUGUUCACCAGCAGCAGCAGCAGGAGCACGAUGUUUUCGAGGGACGAGUAGAAGCGCGGGGCUACUUUGUAUGUAGUGAGGUCACCGAACGGUUCUAACCGGGGAGUUUUUUUGACACCCAGCCAGCAAAACGACCGGCAGUUUCCAAGCGGGCGGAAGCGUUUUUGGACAUAAAAAAUUUGCAAUUAUCAAGCGGCCGGGGCUUUGCCGUCAAACAAGCCCGGUCGAAAACUAUCGACUCGCACUUGAUAAAACGACGCAGGGGAGCCGGCAAAAGGGGCGCCUUUCUGAGGCGCCCACCCCCUUGGUUUCUGGCGAUUUGGGGCGCCCAAAAAGGGGCGCGCAAAAAGCGCGCCGAAAAUCAGAACAGCGAAACAGCCGGGAACGGCCGCGAUUUCGGAGCAUUUUGGGCGGCCGCGAAAGCGGCCGCCUUUUCGCCGGUUUUAGAGCCUGGGGAGCUUUGCAAAAAGCGCCGGCGUGAAAAGUAAAAACGCGAAAAAUAAAAAGCGUACCAGACGCGCAAGGCCAAUCCGCAUGCUAUGGGCCCGGUUUUUCUUCGCUUUUUGGGCGCCCCCCGUGGCACCCGGAUCGGCCCCAUAGCGUCGGGGCUGGCUUUCGGAAAGGAAUUUUGGAAAUUUGCCAAAAUUUGCGACGUUUCCCAAGUGGACGCCAUACCGUGUGGCAUAGCGGCGGUAUGGCGAGCCCAUAAAAAGCAAAGCCGCGGCCAAGGCUGCGGCCGGCAGAAAAACGCCCACGACCUCACUACCCCCGCCCCGGCGGCUAUAUUUGGUAGGUGAGGAACAAGGAGCCCCGACUGGACUACAAGGACAGAAGCCGGCGGAUGAGAAACUGACCUCUAGUAGUUCCAGUUCACGACGACGACCUUCUUCGCCUACCUCCCCGUCUUGCAGCCCGAUUACUUCUGCACGACGACAUCAUGGCAGCAUCGACCACUCGCGACAGGAAAAAUUGUCGAUCAUGAGCACCAUGAGCAAUCAGGAAGAUGAUCAGACCGCGAGCGCCGCGAGGACGCCGUUGAGAAUAGAAAACCGCAGAGAGGUAGUUGACCACCCACGCCGGGGACAUCCUCCUCGGAGGAAAGAUCUUGUUCACCAGCAGCACCAGCAGGAGACCACGGCGUGCGGCAACUUUCCGGACCAGCUACUCGUCCCGGAGAUGAAACUGCAAGCGAAAACAAAUACGGGCUCAGGUACUUCUGCACCAGUUUGUUGCGAUGCUGCUUACAACUUACUGCAUGGAGUCAGCAGGUGUUUGAUGUCAUCUUACUUUUACAUGUGCAAAAACUUGGACAAGCAUUUUCGUUUUGAAUUGAUUUUUGAAUGGAAAACUCGUUCCAGGUCCAUCUCCAGCUCGGAAUAUGUCAGUGGAGGAUGGCGAGGUGGAGGAAAAGCCAGGGACGACUGGUGGAGGCAGGAGUUAUGCAUUGCAAAUAUGUUUGGGUCUGGAAGAAUGGGAACUUGUAAUGCAUGUUGCGGAUCACACAAAAAGAAAAAUCUGUCUUGCCUGACUCGCAAAAGAUGCCUACUUCUGGCCAUACUGACGAGAGGAUAUUCCUCAUGCAGUUUAGGCAUUGCCAAGGGGCUGCAGAACUUGUGAUGCUAAGAUCUGCAUUACAGACUUUGUGGAGCUUGGAAAAAUUGCAUCACAAGUCUCGCAAUCUUCCAGACCCAGACAUAUUUGCAUUUGAUAGGAGUUUCACUACCACCAAUCCCGCACGUGGUUCCGCCAAGAUGAUGAACGCCGCAUCGGCAUCGGCGGUAGACCUCCCGCAUGAAGAUUCUCAUGUGGUCUCUACUGGGGCAGGGGUAGCGGAGUGCUUACUUCCGACCUACCAGUUGUGA
Amoebophrya sp. A120 is the source of this 31238-nucleotide messenger RNA. The record is from the annotation of a GenBank genome assembly. Lineage: Eukaryota; Dinophyceae; Syndiniales; Amoebophryaceae.